This is a messenger RNA of Symbiodinium pilosum, 505 nucleotides long. Lineage: Eukaryota; Dinophyceae; Suessiales; Symbiodiniaceae. The record is from the annotation of a GenBank genome assembly.
AUGUGCAGUCAGCACAAAUGGUGCGAACAAGUCGGAGCGGGAAAAGAAGACACCGAGGCAGUAACCUUUGUGCCCCGCUUCCUGGUGACCAUCUCCGAAACAGCGCCCCUCUGCGCACCGUCAUGCUGGACCUCGCAGCAGAUGCAGAGCUCUGUGCAGUAUGAUGGAGAGAAGGAUCACAAGAGGCACAUGCACUUUAGACUGGAGCUAAAAUGCAAUUACAUACUUCCGCGUGGAAUGCCUCGGCAGAGAAUCGUCGUUUCAGUGCAUGCUCCAUUUGGAGAAUUGGCCGGUUCACUGGAUCAAAAGCUUGAAGACAGGGUAUUGCCUUCUGGUAAGGGGCCGCCCUCGUUGUGGACAAUGAUUGCCAUCGGAAAGUUGGGCCCGGCAGGUCUGUUCUUGAGGCUGGAGGUGAAACUCAGGCUCAGCACGUCUUUGAUCACAUCCACGCAUCGGCCUGCCAAGCUGCAUCCAAUCCGGGAAGAUUCGUUGGCCUUGGCGACUU